This is a messenger RNA of Lampris incognitus (smalleye Pacific opah), 1221 nucleotides long. RefSeq names its product opsin 7, group member d (gene opn7d). Gene Ontology annotation, molecular function: G protein-coupled receptor activity. The transcript has 6 exons. NCBI's taxonomy places the organism in Eukaryota, Metazoa, Chordata, Actinopteri, Lampriformes, Lampridae. Gene Ontology annotation, cellular component: membrane. Gene Ontology annotation, biological process: G protein-coupled receptor signaling pathway. The coding region runs from base 22 to 1221 and encodes 399 amino acids. The record is from RefSeq and is a predicted model, not a curated record.
GGAGUCAGCAGUUCAACGCAAAUGGGAAAUGCCUCAGAUGCAUCAGCCUUGUUCAUCUCCACCAUCUCCAAGAGGCAAGACUUUCUCAUGGGGUCACUCUACACCAUAUUCUUUAUACUGUCCCUCGUUGGCAAUGUCGUUCUGCUAUUCGUUGCACAUCGUAAACGCUCGUCCUUGAAGCCGGCCGAGUUCUUCAUCAUCAAUCUCGCCAUCAGCGACCUUGGGAUGACGCUCUCCCUGUUCCCUUUGGCCAUACCGUCCGCUUUUGCACAUAAGUGGCUGUUUGGUGAGAUUACCUGUCAGGCCUAUGCAAUGUGUGGAGUACUUUUUGGCCUAAGCAGCUUGACCAACCUCACCGCUCUUUCCCUAGUUUGCUGCCUUAAAGUCUGUUUCCCAAACCACGGUAACAAGUUCUCCUCGUCUCACGCUUGCCUCCUGGUGGUUGGAGUGUGGUGUUACGCGUCAGUGUUUGCUGUGGGCCCCUUGGCCCAGUGGGGGCAAUACGGCGCCGAGCCCUACGGCACAGCCUGCUGCAUCGACUGGCAUGCGCCCAACCAGAAGUCAAGUGCUUUGUCUUACAUCGUCUGCCUCUUCCUGUUUUGCUACGCUGUGCCCUGCACCAUCAUCUUCUUCUCCUACACUUUCAUCCUUCUGACGGUGCGAGGGUCGCGCCAGGCCGUCCAGCAGCACGUGUCACCGCAGACUAAGACCACCAAUGCACACACACUGAUUGUCAAGUUGUCAGUGGCGGUUUGCGUGGGUUUCCUGGGUGCUUGGACCCCAUACGCAGUAGUUGCCAUGUGGGCUGCCUUCAGUGACGCCACCAAGGUUUCUCCCACUGCGUUUGCUGCGGCAGCCAUCUUCGCCAAGUCCUCCACGAUCUACAACCCCGUGGUCUACCUGCUGUGCAAGCCCAACUUUCGCAAGUGUCUGUACAGAGACACAUCCACAUUUCGCCAGAGGAUCUGCAGGGGGAGUCCGCGGCCGGAGCAGAAAGAACCCUUUGGCUCGACCUUGCAGCCCAACAAGGAGGUGAGCGUCUCCACGCGUUACUCAAAUGGACAGCAGGAGAGCCACGGGGUGUGUCAGCACUGCGCUGGGGACGGGGGGCAGUGCCCCGCCACCACACCCCAGAGGACCACCCGCAUCCUGACGGGGUCCACCAACAGCGAGGUGACGGUCAGCCAUCUCCCAGCCAAAUUACAGGCCGAACUCCUCUAG